UCUCUCUCAAUCACACAAAAUAUGAAUUAACAAUUAAAUUAUUGUUUUCUAUGAUUUAAGAAAAAAAAAUUGUUUUGUUUUUUUGUUUUUGUCUGUCUCACUGAGAAACACAAAGCCGAGGAAACAAAGAGAAAGAGAAAAGGCGCAACCGCGAAAUUGAGAGACCAAAUCCAACCACGCCAGCUUCGAAACGCUGCGUUCCACUCUCCAAACCCUAGCCCUAUCCCCGGCAUUCCUCCGUUUGCCAUCGACACCGUCCGCCCUAACCGCCCGAGCCUAAAGAAAGCGAUCGAUUUUAUCGUCUCGGAAGAGCGAAUCGAUCUGAGAGAAGAAAAAAAAACAAGAAGGGGUGAUCUCAGACGAGGGAACGAAACGAUGCCGUCUCACGCGGAUCUGGAGCGUCAGAUCGAACAGCUAAUGGAGUGCAAGCCUCUGACGGAGUCGGAGGUGAAGACGCUGUGCGAUCAAGCGAGGGCGAUUCUGGUGGAGGAGUGGAACGUGCAACCGGUGAAGUGCCCCGUCACCGUCUGCGGCGAUAUUCACGGUCAGUUCUACGAUCUCAUCGAGUUGUUUCGGAUUGGAGGGAGCGCACCCGAUACCAAUUAUCUCUUCAUGGGUGAUUAUGUAGAUCGUGGGUACUAUUCAGUGGAAACUGUUUCUCUUUUGGUGGCUCUGAAAGUUCGUUAUCGGGAUAGAAUUACAAUUCUCAGGGGAAAUCAUGAAAGCCGUCAAAUUACUCAAGUGUAUGGGUUCUAUGAUGAAUGCUUGAGAAAAUACGGAAAUGCCAAUGUCUGGAAAUACUUUACAGACUUGUUUGAUUAUUUACCUCUGACUGCCCUCAUUGAGAGUCAGGUUUUCUGCUUGCAUGGAGGUCUCUCACCUUCUUUGGAUACGCUGGAUAACAUCAGGGCAUUGGAUCGUAUACAAGAGGUUCCACAUGAAGGACCAAUGUGUGAUCUAUUGUGGUCUGACCCUGAUGAUCGCUGUGGAUGGGGAAUAUCUCCCCGUGGGGCAGGAUACACAUUUGGACAGGAUAUUGCUACUCAGUUUAAUCAUACCAAUGGUCUCUCCCUGAUAUCUAGAGCUCAUCAGCUUGUUAUGGAAGGAUACAAUUGGUGCCAGGACAAGAAUGUGGUUACCGUAUUUAGUGCUCCAAAUUACUGUUACCGAUGUGGGAAUAUGGCUGCCAUACUAGAAAUAGGAGAGAAUAUGGAUCAGAGUUUUCUUCAGUUUGAUCCAGCUCCCAGGCAAAUUGAGCCUGACACCACACGCAAGACUCCAGAUUAUUUUUUGUAACUUCAUUUAUCUACCUGUUUGUAGUUAUUGCUUUCUGCUGUUACUGUAGAUGUGUCUUUAAGGAAAGAGGAAUUUUACUGUUUAAGUGGAGGGUGGUCAUCAACAUAUUUCUUUCUUUCGGAGUUUACCUGCUGCCGCCGCUGCCGUAUUUGUACAAGAAACCAAUAGAACUGACGCAAGCCACCAAUUGAGGUUGUAUAUUUUUGGGAGGAGGAAGCGGCAAUAACAUGGUAUAUCUUGUUCUGUAAUCCUUUUUUUCUUAUCGUUAAAUUAAAUCUCAAGUUAGAGAGCAGAUUUUUGGAUCCUGACAUUGUUGUCCAUUUGAGACUUUUGAUGAUGCCUAAAAUGAAAGUGCAGGUGUUAAUUUUUCGUGAUUAAA
Messenger RNA from Vigna unguiculata (cowpea), 1675 nucleotides. Its product is annotated as serine/threonine-protein phosphatase PP2A-2 catalytic subunit. The record is from RefSeq and is a predicted model, not a curated record. Gene Ontology annotation, molecular function: protein serine/threonine phosphatase activity. Lineage: Eukaryota; Viridiplantae; Streptophyta; Magnoliopsida; Fabales; Fabaceae.